AUGAAUGAUGAACUGCAUAUUCCUCAAACUGCGAAUGAUCGAAAGCCAGAAAUUGGAAUGAAAUUUGCAUCAAUAGAUGAUGCGUUUGAAUUCUACAACCAAUAUGCACGUGAAGCUGGUUUUAGUGCAAGAAUAAGCAAUAGCAAAAAGAAUAAGAUGACAAAUGAAGUUGUUUGGAAACAAUUUGUAUGCUUUAAAGCUGGCCAAACUGAUGAAGCCCGCUCAAAAAAUCGAGCAUCGUCGAGUGGUGGCCCGAUCAAGAAAAGAGCUCGUGGUGAAGUUAGAACUGAUUGUAAGGCAAAGAUCUCCAUUGUCAAACAACAAACUGGACCCUAUUGGAGUAUUAGCUUAUUCACUGAAGGUCAUAAUCAUGACCUUUCUACUCCUUCAAAGGUGCAUUUACUCCGUUCACACCGUAGUGUCUCUGCUGCGAAGAGAGUGUUGACACAACAAUUUUCAGAAGCUAAUAUACCGACUUGUCAGCAAAUGCAACUAAUGGAGAUAGAGCAUGGGGGGCCUGAAAGUGUAGGUUGCACUGAAAGAGAUAUCAGGAAUCUCGAGAGAGAUAUGAGGGAUGAACAGAAGGGGAUCGAUGCCGAAACUUUGGUAGAAUUCUUCACAUCUGAAAAGGAGAAAAAUUCAUCAUUUUUCUUUGACUAUGAGAUAGAUUCAGAUAAUAGGUUCAAAAGAUGUUUUUGGGCAGAUCAUAAAUCAAGAAGUGCUUAUAGUAUAUUCGGUGAUGUUGUUGUUUUUGAUUCUACCUAUAAUACUAAUAAGUACGGAAUGAUUUUUACACCGUUCGUAGGAGUAAAUCAUCAUCAUCAAACAAUUGUUUUUGGCUGUGGAUUUCUAAGUGACGAGAAGACCGAAUCAUAUUUGUGGCUGCUUAAUAAGUUCAUGGAAGCUAUGCCAACAGGUGCACCGAAAGCAAUCAUCACUGAUCAAGAUCCUUCUAUGACGAAAGCACUUGCACAAGUUUUGCCGCAAACAGUACACCGUUAUUGUUUGUGGCACAUAUUGAAUAAAUUUCCGGACAAGAUUUCAGCAGUGACUUUCCGAGAGCAUUAUCAGAGCAUAAAAAAUGUUAUAAAAAAUUCUACUUCUCCUGAGGAAUUCGAGCAUGGUUGGAAAGAUGUUAUUAGAUCUGCUAACUUAGAGCAAAAUAGUUGGAUCUUGUUGAUGUAUGAAUUGCGGCAUAAGUGGGUUCCGGCAUACUUUAGUCAUGUAUUUUUUGCUGGGAUGUCAAGUAGUCAGAGAUCUGAGAGUUCACAUUCAUUUUUCAAAAAGUAUGUCUCUCACAAGAACUCAUUGAUGGAUUUUAUCACUCGAUUCAACCGAGCACUAAGACACCAAAGACAUAAUGAGUUAGUUGCUGAUCAUAUUGACAUGAAUGAGCAUCCCAAAAUCAAAACAAAUUGGCCGAUGGAAACGCAAAUGGUUAAAGUGUACACGAAGAAAAAAUGGACGGAGUUUCAAGAUGAAAUGAGUCAAAGUCAUGGUUACUUUGUGGAGCAUACCACUACAAGAGAUGAUAUCAUGAUUUACAAUGUGGUAAGUUUUCAAAGUUCCUCCUCAAAACCAAGGCAACUCAUGCAUGAUAGACAAAGAGAUCAUAUAUCUUGUAGUUGUGGAAAAUUCGAGUUUGAUGGCAUUCCGUGCAGACACAUGCUAGCUUUCUUCCGCAUUAGCCAAAUAUUUGAACUACCUGAGAAGUAUAUACUCAAAAGAUGGACGCAAGAAGCAAAGAUUGGUGUUGUUUAUGCACUAGAUGAUGAAAAUACCAAUGAUGAUCCAACAAGACUUUUGAUGACACGACGCUCCAAAUUAUCCUAUAAGGCUUCAAUAUUGAUUGAUUAUGCAUCUUUGAGUGAUGAGGGGACAAAGUUUUUGAAUGAACAACUUGAUUCCUUACAUGGCAAAAUCAAAGAGAUGGGUGCUAGUUCAACCACUGUGCCCAGUAGUCAAACAAGGAAGAACUCAGAUAAACCCAGAAAUAUUGGCGAUCCUUCUAAUAUAAGAACAAAGGGAUGCGGUAAAAGAAUGUUAUCGUCAAAAGAGAAGUCAACUUCAAAGGCUAGAGCUUGUCAUGGAUGUGGACUAAGUGGAGUAUCACAUGACAAACGUAAUUGUCCAAAAUUGCAUGACUGGUACGUGAAUAUAUCAUUAGUCGUACACAGUGGUUACGGCGGCAAUGGUUUUGCAAACGAAAAAGACUAA
Salvia hispanica is the source of this 2217-nucleotide messenger RNA. Its product is annotated as protein FAR1-RELATED SEQUENCE 5-like. NCBI's taxonomy places the organism in Eukaryota, Viridiplantae, Streptophyta, Magnoliopsida, Lamiales, Lamiaceae. The record is from RefSeq and is a predicted model, not a curated record. Gene Ontology annotation, molecular function: zinc ion binding.